UGUUUAGAGUCCAGGAGAAGUGCACAUUUCUAUCGUUCCAUACGGAUACUGUCCAUGGUAUCGAUAUUUGUAUCGCUCUGCCCCAACGACUUGACGUGUCAGUUGAAUGCGCCAGGAAAUGGGAAGUUUCCGAUGCCAAAAUGUGUGUAGUUUACAAACAGGCUACAUCCUAACAUUGGAAUAGUUACACUGCCGGAGUCAUGCUGCGUUUCAGCACGUCGACAUGCAGUGGAAACGGAAUUUCACUGGCCUCGCCUUUAGCUUCUUUUUCGUUGUUUCGUAUUUCACGAAUAAGUUUGUCCUGACUGUUAUGAAAUUCACCUACCCGACUUUAUUCCAAGGAUGGCAGACAUUUAUCGGCGCGGUGCUGCUGCUCCUCUGUGGCAAACUGGGCUGGGUGGAAAUGAAGCGUAUCUCCAGAUCAGCUGCACUCUCCUGGUUCCCCGGCUCCCUCCUGUUUGUAGGAAACAUCUACGCAGGUUCCAGAGCUCUGUCUCGUCUAGAGAUUCCUUUCUUCUUCACGCUGCAGAACUCCUCUCAUGUUGUGACUUACGCUAUCUCCAAGGCUGUUCACAGAGAGAAAAUGGAGUGGUUGAAAUUCAUCAGCGUCUGUCUCAUGCUGUUUUCAGCCAUCAACCUGCCUGCCUAUGAUCCACAGUUUGACCUGAGCGGGUACAUGUGGGCCGUUGCUCAUCUCGUCUGUGUUGGCGCUUACAGGGUGUUUCAAGUCCACUACAAAUCCAGUAACUUGAGUGACAUCGAGCAGCAAUAUGUCAACUACCUGUUCAGCGUGCUGCUGCUGGCAAUGGCUGCUCACCCCACAGGUGACCUCACUAGUGCCUUGGAGUUCUCCUCUCUUCAGUCCUACGCUUUGAGCUGUGGCUGCUGUGCCAGUGCCUUGCUGGGCUUUUUGCUGCUCUUGGCAUCAGUCAAACUAAAAAGUGGAUUGUCCCUGCAGCACCUCGCACUGUGGAUUUUCUUGUCAAAGGUUACUGCCAUGUUCCUUUCACCGCUUAUUUUCUACAUGGACCUGAACACUCCCUCCAUUAUCUGCGUGGCCGUCAGUCAUGUGAGCGAGGCGAUGCUGGUGUACUUUGAGAGAGAAACGCAGUAAAACCAAGCGAAAAGAAAAAAGGGGAUGGACCAACAACUUGCACUUCCUGAACGACUGUUCUAAAUAUGUAUGCUGUAUUUUCAUAUUUUCUUCAUAGCUUUCAUAAGCUACAGACCAAAUAAAAUGUUUACAUAUUGUCUACUUUCUA
Messenger RNA from Doryrhamphus excisus (bluestripe pipefish), 1262 nucleotides. RefSeq names its product solute carrier family 35 member D4 (gene slc35d4). The record is from RefSeq and is a predicted model, not a curated record. NCBI's taxonomy places the organism in Eukaryota, Metazoa, Chordata, Actinopteri, Syngnathiformes, Syngnathidae.